Molecule: messenger RNA, 1185 nt
Organism: Penicillium waksmanii
Lineage: Eukaryota; Fungi; Ascomycota; Eurotiomycetes; Eurotiales; Aspergillaceae
Product: putative aminotransferase
Exons: 4
Coding region: 1-1185 (394 amino acids)
Biological process (GO): biosynthetic process
Molecular function (GO): pyridoxal phosphate binding; catalytic activity
Source: RefSeq, a predicted model, not a curated record
AUGGUCAAAAUUGAAACAUUUGCCGUGGAGCAGUGGAUGGAUCUCUAUGAGGACAAUGCUAAGCACAAUCUUGCUGAGACCUGCUGCGCAUCCCUCUCUCUCAGAGAUCUCCAGUCCCUCUCGGGAGAGGAGAAAGAUAUUAUAGAUUUCUCGCAUAAGCAGACCUACGGUGCAAUUCGCGGCUCAAAGGCUCUACGCUCGAAUAUUGCAAAGUUAUAUUCCAGUGAAUUGACUACCCCUUUGGCCCCCGAAAAUGUUCUUGUCACCAAUGGAGCUAUUCAGGCCAAUUUCCUCGCUCUCUAUUCUAGCGUUGGCCCGGGAGACCAUGUCAUCUGCCACUACCCGACCUAUCAGCAGUUGUAUUCUUGUCUCUCUUGGAAGUCUUCCGAGGAAAAUGAUUGGAAGUUGGAUCUGGCAGAGCUGAAGUCUCUUAUUCAGCCAAACACUAAGCUGAUUAUCGUCAAUAAUCCUCAAAAUCCAACUGGCGCUAUCAUUGAACGUGAGACGCUACAGGAGAUUGUCAAUGUCGCCAAGCAGCACGACAUUACGAUCCAUUGCGACGAAGUUUACCGGCCACUAUUCCACUCUCUGGGCCCAGAUGUGCCAGAAAACCCGCCAUCUAUCCUAGACUUCGGGUAUGAAAAGACAAUUUCAACAAGCUCAAUGUCCAAAGCAUUCAGCUUGGCAGGUAUUCGACUUGGAUGGAUCGCAUCCAGAAGCUCCGAGAUCAUCGAAGCUUGUGCAGACGCGCGUCACUAUACCCUGAUCUCGGUUGGGCAACUCGAUGACAGCGUCGCGACACAUGCAUUGUCUAGUCCCUGCGUUGGAAACCUACUCAAGCGCAAUACAGAGCUCGCCCAACAGAAUCUGAAGGAUUUGGAAGAGUUUGUCCGUGAUUAUGAUAGCAUGGCGACUUGGGUCCGCCCCCGGGCUGGAACGACUGCUUUCAUCAAGUUCAUUAAGAAUGGAGUCCCCGUUGAUGAUGUGGCAUUUUGUCAACACCUUUACGAGAAAAAUGGGGUUAUGCUGGCUCCUGGUAGUCAGUGCUUUGGGGACGGAAAGGACUUUAAAGGUUAUGUUCGCGUGGGAUAUGUUCCUGAGCGACAGGUAUUGGUGGAUGGGUUGAAAGCUCUGCGGGAAUUCAUGGAGAAUGGGUUCGAGAGCGUGCCCCUUGCAACUAAAUGA